UUUUCAAUGUUAACAACCAACGGAGAAACACCACACGAAGCAGUUGUGUUUUUGUCUAAGUACUCGUCCAAGCGUCCACCAGAGUUUAGAGAAAGAGUAAAGGAGGCCGAAAUGAAGAAUCAAACUCGUUACCCAUUCUUGAAACCACUAUUUGCAUCUUUUUUUCUGGUUGGUGCCAUUUCCACAGUGAAUGGUGACUACUGUGAGACCAACAUCUGCGGUAAUGGGGGGACCUGCGUGACCGGGCCCGGUGCUCCCUUCAUCUGCAUCUGCCCUGAAGGCUACACAGGGGACACCUGCAACGACACCGAGACUGGACCCUGCAAACCAAACCCCUGCAAAAACGAUGCGAUCUGUCAAGUGUCUGGCCGAGGGGACGUCUUCAGUGGAUACCUCUGCAAGUGCCAGGAUGGCUUUGAAGGGGUCCACUGCCAGAACAAUGUGAACGACUGUGCUGGCCAGCCAUGCAGGAACGGAGGCUCCUGCCGGGACCUAAACGGAGACUUCUAUUGCCGCUGUCCGUCCCCCUACGUGGGCAAGCACUGCCAACUGCGCUGUAUCUCUCUGUUGGGCAUGGAGGGCGGCGGCAUCGCAGAGUCCCAGAUCUCGGCCUCGUCGGUGCACUACGGCAUCCUGGGCCUGCAGCGCUGGGGACCCGAGCUGGCCCGCCUCCACAACAAGGGCCUGGUGAACGCCUGGACCUCGGCAUCCCACGACAGGAACCCCUGGAUUGAGGUCAACAUGCAGCGGAAGAUGCGUUUCACGGGCAUCGUGACGCAGGGCGCCAGUCGCAUGGGGUCAGCAGAGUUCAUCAAGGCCUUCAGAGUGGCGUCAAGCCUGGACGGGAAGACCUACACGGUGUAUCGCCUGGAAGGACAGAGGAAGGACAAUGUGUUUGUUGGAAAUGUGGACAACGACAACACCAAGACCAACUUGUUCGAACCCCCCAUCAUCGCCCAGUACAUCCGCAUCAUCCCCGUGAUCUGUCGCAAGGCCUGCACCCUGCGCAUGGAGUUUGUGGGCUGCGAGAUCAAUGUGUAUUCAAACACGGCAGGUUGCUCUGAACCGCUGGGCAUGAAGUCUCGCCUACUUGCCGACCGGCAAAUCUUGGCCUCCAGCGUCCACCGCACCUGGGGCAUUGAUGCGUUCACCUGGCAACCCCACUACGCCCGGCUGGACAAGCAGGGCAAGACCAACGCCUGGACGGCGGCAACCAACAACCGCUCUGAGUGGCUGCAGGUGGACCUGGAGUCCCCCAAGCGCAUCACAGGCAUCAUCACCCAGGGGGCUAAGGACUUUGGAGUGGUCCAGUUUGUCUCUGCCUUCAAGGUGGCCUACAGCAACGACGGACAGUCCUGGAGCGUAGUCAAGGACCUCAAUGUCACCUCAGACAAGAUCUUCCCGGGCAACAGCGACAACAAUGUCCACAAAAAGAACGUGUUCGAGCCGCCCUUCUACGCCCGAUUCGUUCGCAUCCUGCCGUGGGCGUGGCACGAGCGCAUCACUCUGCGAAUGGAGCUGUUGGGCUGUGAUGAGUAGGCCCCGCCCACCCCACCCCUGCCAAUUUUUGCUCCUCCCCCCGUCCUAUCCGAAACCACCUGAGCCACGCAUGCACUGCCUCGCUCACACCCGUAGAGGGCAGCAAAAUACCCUGCCACCAACACAACCCUGCCUCCCAAUUGGGAGAGGUCCAAACCUACACCUAACCACUGAUCGGGGUCCAGAUCUAGUUUCGCUCCACCUAAUGGUUGUCAGUAGUUUUGGAUUGGGUUUAUCAAAUCCCAAUGCUGUGACUUAGUUCAACUUGUACCUUUGAGUGCUCAGGCAACAAGCCGGAAGUGCAUGGAAUCUUUACCAGUCCUAGAUCAGGGCCCGUAUUCAGAGUUUCAACAUAGGCAUGCUAACAUGGGCACGGUCCCCCUCAUUUCUAAGUUAUGAUUUAAAAGGUAAAACUGAUCCUGGGUCAGCAGUGCUGCUGUGAGAAGCUUUAUGAAUACGGGCCCCGAAGAAUGAACCCAAGACCUGCAGCUGUUGACAGCACACUAUAGCCAACGAAGCCAUUGAGAUUUUUCCCAAUGGAUGAUUUCCCCCCGAUCACCCAGAGACACUGAAGUGUGGUAGUGUUAUCAAACACAUUAGUGUGUAGCGUCAUCUUCUUGCCAUUUUCUGUGACUCUGCGGUGCUUUGGAGAAAGAGUUUUUUUUGCCGAGCUUUUUGUUUGCAUUUUAUUUCAUCGGGCUGCUGAAACCGGUAAAGAUCCACUGUGUCAACAUAGACUGGAUACCUUUUAAGUGUUUAAAAAAAAA
Esox lucius (northern pike) is the source of this 2306-nucleotide messenger RNA. It is a transcript of the gene mfge8b, whose product is annotated as milk fat globule EGF and factor V/VIII domain containing b. Gene Ontology annotation, molecular function: calcium ion binding. Lineage: Eukaryota; Metazoa; Chordata; Actinopteri; Esociformes; Esocidae. The coding region runs from base 7 to 1539 and encodes 510 amino acids. The transcript has 10 exons. The record is from RefSeq and is a predicted model, not a curated record.